Molecule: messenger RNA, 909 nt
Organism: Topomyia yanbarensis
Lineage: Eukaryota; Metazoa; Arthropoda; Insecta; Diptera; Culicidae
Exons: 2
Coding region: 1-909 (302 amino acids)
Source: RefSeq, a predicted model, not a curated record
AUGCAUUUAGCAUGCCUAUUGGUUACCUGGGGUGGGUUUAAUGUGCCAGAUUUAAAGCAUCCACCGUACGUACGUUUGCUAUCUGAAAUCGAAAGUUACAUUCACUGGGAUCCCCAAGCCGAAACAAUCAGAAAUGAAGUAUCCAAUGCCAUUAUCAAUCACAUCAACUACCUGAAGCAACCUUUUCAUAGUGAUAACGAAUGGAUAAGGAAAGAUGUGAUAAAAAGUAGCAAAUAUCUAGCGGAGAGGAAUGACUUGAUUGUUACGAAAGCGGAUAAAGCCAAAUUGACGGUUGUAAUGAAUAAGGCUGAAUAUGAAUCGAAGAUGCUUACGUUAGUGAAUGACACGGAGACCUACGAAGAGAUUAGGAAUGACCCCACGUCGUCCACACUGAAAAAGAUCAAUGCUAUGUUUGACCAAUGGAGCCAAGAGGAAUGGAUAGAUAAAUGCACAAAAUUGAAACUAAAGGUUUAUAAUUGUAACCCGCCACGAGUGUACGGGCUGCCGAAAACGCACAAAGAAGGGAUGCCGCUACGAUUAAUCAACUGUACAAUUGAUCACCAUAUAGUGAAUAGCUUUGAAUUUGUCGGCGAUAUUCGACAGCACAUUGUAACCAAUGAGUGUGCGUUGUUUUCGUUGGAUGUUGUUUCACUAUUCACAAAUGUGCCUGUGGAUUACGCCAUAGAAAGUGUACGACUACGAUGGGGCGAAUUGGAGGAGCACACCAAGAUUCCUGAGAGCAGCUUCAUUGCAAUGCUUGAGUUGGUGUUGACAUCAACUUUUUUCAUGCAUCAAGGUCGUUUCUUCAAGCAGAAAUUUGGGUUACCAAUGGGAUCUCCCUUAUCGCCAGUUGUAGCAAACAUAGUGUUGGAGAGGGUUGAGAGAUGUGCGCUGGAACAGUUGCAUUAA